Solanum tuberosum (potato) is the source of this 1655-nucleotide messenger RNA. RefSeq names its product probable beta-1,3-galactosyltransferase 14. Bases 184 to 1236 code for a protein of 350 amino acids. Gene Ontology annotation, molecular function: galactosyltransferase activity. The record is from RefSeq and is a predicted model, not a curated record. The transcript has 7 exons. Gene Ontology annotation, cellular component: Golgi membrane. Lineage: Eukaryota; Viridiplantae; Streptophyta; Magnoliopsida; Solanales; Solanaceae.
UUCCAGAAAGAGGACAAAAAUGGAGGAAAUGAAAUACACCUAACACUGCAAUUUGCAAGAACUCAUCAAACAAGAGAGUGUAACUUCCAUAACAGAGCUAAAAUCUCAACUCCCAACACCAAUUUUGAACCUUUUUAUCUUUCAAUUUCUGUAAAUUAUGUGCUAAUUUUCUCAUAAUUUGAAAUGCCUUCAUCUCCUAAAUCUUUCAAUGCUUGGCCAUCUUCUUCUUCCUCCUCCAUCUACUCCCGCAGAUCGACGGUCCUGAUCCUCUGUUCUCUCAUCGGUGUGGCUGGGUUUAUGUUCGGUUUUAUUGCAAUUUCGAAGCAGGGUUUGGGGUCAAAUUGUAAAUAUGCUGAACGUCGAUCUGUUUCUGUUGUUUGGGAUAGAACUGGUAGUAAGGCAAGUGAAGAUACUGGUGGAGUUUCAGAUGAAGGGCAAAAGAGGCAUAAAGUCAUGGGCUUUGUUGGGAUCCAAACUGGGUUUGCUUCCACCGGUCGUCGCCGGUCGUUGAGGCAGACUUGGUUUCCUUCUGAUCAUCAAGGCCUUCAAAAGUUAGAAGAAGCUACUGGCUUGGCUUUUAAAUUUGUAAUUGGUAGAACAAGUGAUCAAUCCAAAAUGGCCGAGCUUAGAAAAGAGGUAGCACAAUAUGAUGAUUUUUUACUAUUAGACAUUGAAGAAAAGUACAGUAAGCUACCAUACAAAACCAUAGCUUUUUUUAAAGCUGCCUAUGCGCUUUAUGACUCUGAAUUUUAUGUUAAAGCUGAUGACGACAUAUAUUUGAGGCCAGAUCGCCUUUCACUGCUCUUGGCCAAAGAGCGCCCUCACUCCCAAACAUACCUUGGAUGCAUGAAAAAGGGUCCAGUUUUCACUGACCCCAAGCUCAAAUGGUAUGAACCACUUGGAUAUAUGCUCGGGAAGGAGUAUUUUCUCCAUGCUUAUGGUCCUAUUUAUGCUCUUUCUGCUGAUGUUGUUAUGAGCUUGGUUGCCCUCAGGAACAACAGUUUCCGAAUGUUUAGCAAUGAGGAUGUUACUAUUGGUUCCUGGAUGCUUGCGAUGAAUGUCAAUCAUGAGAAUAAUCAACACUUAUGUGAACCAGAGUGUACCCCUUCAUCCAUUGCUGUGUGGGACAUUCCCAAGUGUUCAGGGCUAUGUAAUCCUGAGAAGAAAAUGUUGGAACUUCAUACGAAAGAUGCCUGCUCAAAGAGUCCUACUCUGCCAUCAGAUGAGGAUGAUUAGAGCUCAUUGCUAUCAAGCACAGUAGGCUGACAGAUUAUUUACAGAUUGAUUCAUUCCUUUUGGUUAAUGAGCUCAGUCAACGUUGCUGCUGGAAACUUGCCUCCGCUAAAUGUCACGUGCAUUUUGUAAGUUACCUGUGUAACAGUAGUUCACGUCCAUUUUUGUACGUUACCCUGUUCAACAGUAGUUGAGGAAUAUGUUUUUUCCGGUUGUUUGUUGCAUUUAGAGAUCAGAGUUUUGUAGCAGUAGGAGAUUUAUGGGAGUAGUUUGUAGGAGCCAAGAGAUUACCUUAGUUCUCCUGUUGAGUACAUUACACAGUUGUAAUUUUGAGGUCCUAGAGCUGUUUAAGCACUGUUGAGGGAAAAUAUAGUAGUUCUAAUAUUCAUAUAUGAACAAUCCAAAGGUUUUUUUAGAAUUCA